UACGUCACACACACUAGUCACACAUUCGUCUAAACAUCUAACCUAGUUAAAUGUAUCAGCUGAGAAGCCGAAAAUAACAGGGAAAACAUGAAACUCUGCUGUAGAUUUCAAAUAUUGCUUUUCAAUUUAUGUUUUUUGUUUUUAAGUAUUCUUUUUGAUGGUUCGCAUGGUCAAGAUAUCAUAGGAUGUGGUGGUUUUGUCAAGAGUGAUAUAGACAUAUCCAAGGCCCAAGUACAAGUUAAGCUGUACACUAAGCAGGGUAGCCUAAAGGACCAAACAGAAUGUGCUCCUAAAAAUGGAUAUUAUUUUUUACCUGUGUAUGACAAAGGCAGUUAUAUUCUGAGGAUAGAGCCACCAAAGGGAUGGACAUUUCACCCAAAGGAAGUGCCCUUAACUUUUGAUGGACGGACAGAUCCAUGCAGCCAGAACAAGGAUAUAAACUUUGAGUUCAAAGGGUUUACAGUGUUUGGGAAGGUUUUAAGUGCUGGUAGUACAGCUGGCCCUGAGGGUAUAACCGUUCAUCUUUUAAAAGAUAAGAAGGAGAUUGCUCAAACAGUAACAAUAUCAAAUGGGGAUUUUGAAUUCCCUUCAGUUACAACUGGGAUUUAUAAUUUGAAGAUAUCACAUCCCAAGUGGCACGUCAGCAACGCUGAAACUACUGUCUCUGUUGCUGGAGGUAAUGGGAUUGUGAAACCGGGAAGUCUGGUUGUAUCUGGAUAUGAUGUAUCAGGAAAAGUUCUGAGUGACGGAGAGGCUGUGCAAGGAGUAAAUCUAAUUUUGUUCCAGCGUGCUGUUGUGGAGGGAUCUUCUACUCCAGUUAUUCCAGGCUGCAACAAACAAACCCUACAGGGAUACAAAUCUCCUUCUGAGAAGGGGAUACGGCUUCUUUGCCACACACAGUCAGAUGCCAAUGGAUUGUUUGGCUUUACCAGCCUGCCUCCUGGGUCGUACCGGGUGGAACCAUUCUACCAAGGACCACAGAACUUGAAAUUUGACUUGUACCCUAAGUCCCAAGAUUUUGUUGUCUCACAUGGGAGUGUUGUUCUUCCUGUAGAAUUUCAAAUUAAAGGCUUUACUGUGAGUGGUCGUGUGCUCUACACUCCUAAUGGGCUGGGUGUACCUCAUGCCUAUGUUCUGGUCAACAACCAGAUCAAAACAGAGACAGAUAAGAAUGGCUUCUUUAGUUUGAAUAGCAUGCAAAGUGGAACUUAUUCAGUUGAAGCUGCUUCUGAGUAAGCCCCAGUUCUGCCCAACUACCAGAUUUAUUUCCAUGGGGUUUUGAGGUCUGCGGUCGUAUCAACCCUCCUCGUUUGGAGGAUAAUAGGCCCCGUACAGUAACCCUCAGCAGCAGCAAGGACUCUUCAAAUGUGAUUGACCGUGCUGAAGCAGACAGUGCUGGGCUUUACUGCUUCCACCUGAAGCCAGGGACAUAUUAUGCUAGUGUACAGAUGUCGCAGGAAGAAAAGGCAAAGGGAUUACAAUAUGCCCCAUUGGUUCGUGAAGUGAAAGUAGUGAAUCAGCCAGUUAAUGUAGGGAAUGACUUCUCACAAUUGAAAGCACGAGUUCAUGGGAAGGUUUCCUGCCUUCAACGUUGUUCAGAUAUCAGCAUUCGACUCUUGCCGCUUUCUCCUGGUGUUGAAGAAGUUACCAUCAGGUUAAAAGAUGACAAUACAUAUGAAAUAAAUGAAGUCCUGCUAGGUAACUAUCACGUUAAGGUCAUCCGAGAUGACUGGUGCUGGGGAGCAAGUCAAUAUGAAAUCGAAGUUUCAACUGCUGAAGUGGCUGUUCCUGUGUUCAAACAUGUUGGAUAUGCUACCAUUGUGCAAACAUCACAUAACGCCUCUAUUAAUUAUGAACUAGUCACAGAAACUCCUAAUCAGAUCAAGAAGACUUUACCUAUGCGGAAGGGAAUAUCCCGGUUGUGUGUACCGAGUGCUGGCACUUAUCGAAUUCAAGCUGUAGGUUGCCACAAGUUUGCAGAACCAUCUACAGUUAUGUGGAAUACCAAAGACCCUGCCAAAGCUAUUGCAUUUACUGCCAUUGGACACACUAUCACUGGUUUUGUUGAAUCUAUUAAACAAGUUGAUGAUUUGAUAGUCCGCAUUGAAAAAGACAAUGGCUCUCUGGUUGAACUACAGGGACCUCUGAAGCCCAAGCAAAGUGAUGGGAAGUGGCAGUAUGAGAUUUCUAUCAUGGCCCUUGAGAAUGAGGAUUACAAGAUCAUUCCCCAGUCAGCUGUAAUGCUUUUCAAACCAGAGGAGAUUACAAUGACCCGCUAUUUGGAAUGCGCCCAAGGUGUGUUCAGUAUAGAAGCAUUUUUAGGACAGAUCAUUUCUGGAGAGAUUACCCCAGCCUUGGGUGGUGUUGCGAUUACUGUCAUGGAGGAUCAGUCAUUGGAAGAUCCAAAGAUAAUUGCUCAGACUGAGACAGACUCUAAAGGCCAGUAUCGUAUUGGACCACUACAACCCGGUGUUAAAUACAGUGUGCUAGCUGAAAAGGAAGGCUAUGUAAUGACUGGACCUGAUGCAAGAAACAAAAUUACUGCACGUAAACUGGCUGAAAUUGCUGCAGUUGUGACUGAUAGAGCUGAUGGUGCGCCCUUGCAGGGCGUUCUGCUGUCUGUAUCUGGGGGUGCUUACAGACGCAACAGUCUCACGGGUCCAGACGGGCAGCUGUCCUUCAAAUCGCUUAGCCCUGGGGAGUAUUACCUCAGGCCCCUGCUCAAAGAGUACCGCUUUGAACCGCCUGCCCUUCAGUUUGAAGUCAAGGAGGGUGAUACAGUCAAUGUGAAGCUUGAGGGAGACAGAGUUGCCUGGAGCGCUUAUGGGACAGUGACGUCCCUGAGCAAGGAACCUGAGGCAGGAGUUUUGGUUGAGGCUGUCGGAGUCGACCGUGAGAGGCACAAUUGUGCUCAGCUGCAGGAAGAGGCUGUCACAGAAAUAACUGGACAGUUCCGCAUCAAAGGACUUCAACCCCAGUGCAAUUACAUUGUACGGGUAAAGCCUACAGCAGAGGCCAACAAACACAUAUAUCGUGCCACCCCUGACAGCAUCCCAUUACAGGCCGUGGAGAGUGAUGUCAAGAACCUGAGGCUGAUCGCGUUUAGGCCCAUCGCCAAGACGGAGGUGGUGGCUGUGGUGCGGUCCGGGGUCGACACGGUGGAGCAGCUGCGCAGCGUCAAGCUCCGCCUGUGCCGCGAGGAGACGCCAGACCACCCCAUUCACGUGGUGCGCCUAGACAGUAUCGUGGGCACUCAGGGAGGCAGAGUCCACGAGUACUACCCGGCCGGAGUCAUGGUGCAUUUCCCGCUCAUUCCAUCAGACGGUCGUGGCUACGUUCUGCAGCUCGAGUCGUCGCUGUCCCCCUCGGCUUACGAUUACUCCAACCAGGCCGUUCACUUCCGGACCAACGUCUCGUUCCACUACGUGCCCUUCUCUUUCGAGCCCAUCCCACGCUUUGUCGACCAAGACAUGAACCAGGGCUCGAUCUUCCUCCUGCCACUUGUCCUGAUCGCUCUCUUCUCGUACUUUGGGAGGGACCACAUAGCCCCCAGCUUGAAGCGUCUGUCUCAGGCUGGGCUCCUGAGGAGGCUGGCUGGUGAAGGCCCGGUGGUGAGCGAGCGACCGAACUCUCGCGAGAAAACGGCGUCAAGAGACAAUAAGAGCCCGCGCGAACAAGACAAUUCCCCCGACAGCUCUGAUGGAGCGACAGUUGAACAAAUCGGAAAAAAGAAGAAACCAAGGAGGACGUAGUGUGUCUUCAUUAGUCGAUUCACCGUCAAAUACAACAGAUCUCAGUUUCUUUUCCCUUCAACGAAGUAUCGCUUCUAUAUUCCUUUCAAUGAAAACAAUUUCCAUGUAAAUAAUUGACUGAUUUGUGUUCCCUAGAGUCUGUAAUGUAUCAUUCAAUGUCGUGAAGUUUUACUAUGUAAAACUAAGUAUAAUUACAUCUACAACCGUUGAAAA
Frankliniella occidentalis (western flower thrips) is the source of this 3965-nucleotide messenger RNA. RefSeq names its product nodal modulator 1. NCBI's taxonomy places the organism in Eukaryota, Metazoa, Arthropoda, Insecta, Thysanoptera, Thripidae. Gene Ontology annotation, cellular component: endoplasmic reticulum membrane. The record is from RefSeq and is a predicted model, not a curated record. Gene Ontology annotation, molecular function: carbohydrate binding.